Molecule: messenger RNA, 2339 nt
Organism: Xyrauchen texanus (razorback sucker)
Lineage: Eukaryota; Metazoa; Chordata; Actinopteri; Cypriniformes; Catostomidae
Product: arf-GAP domain and FG repeat-containing protein 1-like
Exons: 12
Coding region: 137-1552 (471 amino acids)
Molecular function (GO): GTPase activator activity
Source: RefSeq, a predicted model, not a curated record
GAACAGGACGUUUAUGGCUAUUCCUGGCAGUCCUAUGUGGAGUGGUUUUCCAGUGCUGCCGGGCGUGUUUAUGCACUAGAUUAACCGACAACUAACAGCUCUACCUCCCUAGAGUCGACUGCUUUAUUAUUUAGAGAUGGCUGCGAGUGCCAAGAGAAAACAGGAGGAGAUACAUCUGAAGAUGCUUCGGGAGAUGACCAGCCUCCCUCCCAAUAGGAAAUGCUUUGAUUGCGACCAGCGCGGCCCGACUUACGCCAACAUGACAGUGGGUUCGUUUGUGUGUACCACCUGUUCCGGAAUACUACGAGGACUCAACCCUCCACACAGAGUGAAGUCCAUCUCAAUGACAACUUUCACCCAACAGGAAAUAGAGUUCUUACAAAAACACAGCAAUGAGGUCUGCAAACACAUCUGGCUUGGGUUGUAUGAUGAUAAGACUUCUGUGAUACCAGACUUCCGUGAACCCCAGAAAGUCAAAGAGUUUCUACAGGAGAAAUAUGAGAAGAAAAGAUGGUAUGUUCCCCCAGAGCAGGCCAAGGUGAUUGCCUCAGUUCAGGCCUCAAUAUCUGGUUCAUCUGCUAGCAGUACCAGUAGCACCCCAGAGGUUCUUCCCGCACCCAUCAAAACCCUUCAUCUCACCAAGACUCCAUCUAAUCGGUCCCCAGUGACAAGUCGUAUUCAAGCCCAGCCUGUAGGCCAGGAGAAGAAGUUUGACCUCUUGUCUGAUUUGGGUGGAGAUAUUUUUGCUGCCCCUACAACUCAAACUGCCAGCUCCUCAAACUUUGCUAAUUUUGCACAUUUUAACAGGCCAUCAGCACAAAAUAAUUCCACUACAGACUUUGCCAACUUUGAUUCCUUUGGAAACACCAGUGUACCUUCACAUUUUGGCACAUCACCCCCCUCAAAGCCUUCCAUUCAGCAACCCCCUACAGGAGGAGGCAUGUCAGUUCCUCCACUACCCGGUAUGGCUCCUGUCCCACCUCAGAGCGGUUUAUCAAGGGAAGACCGUUACGCCGCCCUGGCUGAGCUUGACAGUGCUCUCAGUUCUUCGGUCUCAGGUGGAGGUCCACAAGGAAAUGUGUUUGGAGCUGUGCCAGGAUCUGCUCAACAUCCAACUCAGCCAGGACUACCAAACAUGCAACAGGGUUUUGCAGCUGCUCCUUCCACAAACCCAUUUGUAGCUGCUGGGAUGGUUCAGGAGCCAAUGUCAACAAAUCCUUUCCAAACCAAUGGAAGAGCUUCAGCCACAGCCUCAUUUGGCACUGGUUCCAUGAGCAUGCCAGCUGGCUUUGGGAAUACAACAAGUUACUGCCUGCCAACCAGUUUUAGUGGGACUUUCCAGCAGCAAUUCCCUGGCCAAGGUCCCUUUCCCCCACCUGCAGCCUACCACCAACAGCCCAAUGGUGGUUUUCCUGCCUAUGGACAGGCCAAACCUAUGGGCGCCUAUGGUCAGGCAGUCACAGGGCCUGGGAUCUCUAGCAACCCAUUCAUGGGUGGAGGCCCAGCCGGACCGUACCCCACAGGAGGUUCCUCUACCAACCCCUUUCUCUAGAGCGCUUUUUACACCACAUCUUGGCAGCGUCAUGCACACAUUCCGCAUCACCAAUGCUCUAAAACAUUGUCUUUAAGAAUCUGAAAGUGUUCAGAUUUUGUAUUCACUGCACUGAGUCUUCGACAUUUCUAGAGAAAGAGCUAUGGGUCUGCAGAUGCUGGGCUUCCCCACCCAUCUGGACAAAUAUUGUUGGAACUGAAGCAAAACUCCAUGAUUGUCCAUUCUCAUUUAUGCCUUUGACUCAAUAAGUAAUGUUUUAUGCCUAGAAAGUAAGUUCAUCGUGCAUAUCAGCAUUUGUAAUUCUUUUAAAAAAACAUGUUAUUCACAAAGAGAACUGUGACAGAACCGUAGAACAAAAUCGUGUCUAGGGAUGCUGUGAUUAGCUGUCCAAACAACCAAGGUUGUACUUAGCACCUGCUCUAGCAGAAAUGUUUUGUUCUGUAAGGGUGAAAACACAUUGUAAGGAAUAUACACCACUAAUCGCCACAAGGAAGUAAGGAAAACAUGGUUUGGAUUUAAACCUGACACCAAUUGUAAGGGCAGAUGAUCUCCGCACAAACAGGUAUGUAGAUAAAGCAGGUGUCUACAGCACAAAAGAGUUGAUGUAAGUGGUAGAGAGCGCUUUUCUAUAAUCUGCCUUCGGGUUCUAUAGGCGCACCUUGGAAAAUGGCAGGUCUGACCUGCAGUUUUGUCCAUCAAUGGAUUAUUGACAACAUCAAAGGUACCAUUACAGGUAUAGUUAAUGUGUACAUAUAUAAAUAUAUGUAUAAAAUAUUAAAUGAUUUUU